Molecule: messenger RNA, 449 nt
Organism: Pteronotus mesoamericanus
Lineage: Eukaryota; Metazoa; Chordata; Mammalia; Chiroptera; Mormoopidae
Product: C-X-C motif chemokine 2-like
Exons: 4
Coding region: 1-324 (107 amino acids)
Biological process (GO): immune response; chemotaxis; defense response
Cellular component (GO): extracellular region
Molecular function (GO): chemokine activity
Source: RefSeq, a predicted model, not a curated record
AUGGCCCGCACCGCCACCGCCGCCGUCCCCCGCGCCCCCGGACUCCUCCGGGCCGCGCUGCUGCUCCUGCUCCUGGUCGCCGCCUGCCGGGGCGCUGCAGGGGCGCCCGUGGCCAGUGAACUUCGCUGCCAGUGCUUGCAGACCUCGGAGCGAAUUCCCUUCAAGCAGAUCCAGAGUGUGGAGGUGACCACCCCAGGAGCCCACUGCGCCCAAACCGAAGUCAUAGCCACGUUCAAGAAUGGGCAGAAAGCUUGCCUCAACCCCGAAGCCCCCAUGGUGAAGAAAAUGAUCGAAAAGAUGCUAAACAAGGGUAGUUCCAACUAACCAGAGGAAGCAGGAAGCUGAUGGGUGGCCAUACCUGAAGCAGGCCGUGCCAUAUGGAAAUCAAAGAGGGAAAAGAGGAAUCAUCAGCUCCCAAAGCCACCUGGAUUGGGCUUCGUGUGUUUGAG